UUGACUAUGAGUGAAACUAGCAACCCUAUGGCCUCUCAGUUAUUUUUCGAAGAGCGUAAACUAUUGUGCACCUCUUUACUCGGGUCUGUCUUAGUGAACUAUGGAAACUCCAUCAGUAUUCAAGCUCGUCACUUGCUAGAGUCGCUGUUGGGUGCUGACACCUGGAAUUUCCACUGUGAGCAGUUUUGCUCUCUUUUGGAACAUUGGGACACUCUAGGAAACAAGGAAAGAAAUGCACUCGUUUUGAUAGCCUCGCGAGUCGUUCUCUUCGAUUAUGUGACCGAUGCCGUAGCAGAGAAACUCUUGUUGAAACUAGUUCGUGCUGUCGUUCGCUUUCGGGAUCUUGUAGAGUGUAAGGAUCCGGUGGAUGAGAGUAUGAUGAACGCGUGGUUGCUUUUCAAGGAAUAUGUUGCAAAAAAGUUUGGGAAAGCUGAGAUGUCGAAUACUUGUUCACAAAUUAUUUUUUAUAUUUCCUUGAAGGCAGUUUAUACAGCAAGUACAGUUGAAACACCAACCCAUUACUGGAAAUGUAUUGUAUCUUGUGCUGAAAGUAUUAUUUCCACGUUCCUUACGGUGGGAACUCUGGAGUUGGGGUUCUGUUGCUAUCAAACGUUGGAAAUGCUAAAAGAUACCAUUUCUGACCGUUUCUCUUGCAAGAGACAUAUUGAACAUUUUUGGAACAGACUUCGCGACUGUCUUGUGUCACUAUCCUCAUUUUCGGUCAUUGCUAGUAGCAUUCCUUUCGAAAUUGAAAUGAAGUUACGACAGUUAUCGAUAGGACCUCCGAAGCCUUCCACAGAAUUUGAAACUUUCUUUGAUACAGUUACCAAAGAAGGAGUCGUAAUACUGGAUUUGAUUCGUUAUAUCAUUCAUCAAAUUUCUUUUGAGGAGAAGGCUAACCAAAAUAUGAAAGUUUUAAUUGGACUGGUUCAACAUUCGAUGACAAGUAUGGGAAUUCGUCCUACUUCCAAGGCAAUAGUUGAGCCAUUAAUGGUUGUUACGCAAGCUUAUAUAGAAGAUAGCUCAGCAACAGCAUUGCGAGCUUCAUUGUAUAAGUUUCUACAUGUUUUGUUUCGUGAGCACAACGAUACAUUGCACGCAAUCUUAAUGGACUUGACAAAUAUAUGUGAAGAGAAUGCUGCCUAUUCUUACCGUAUACAUGAGUGCCUUCACUUUGAUAUGUACAACGAUAUCCGUGUAAAGAAGGUGUUCACAGAUCUUUGUAAGGAUGCCAAAAUCUGCUCGUUGUGCAAAAAACUUGGAAUUGUUGAGUUGCAGUCUCCGUCGACUAUUGACUUGACCGAUUCAGAUGAAGAACUGAAGACAGAGAGGAAGAAUGUUACGUCAACUACUCCUUUAACGAAGAAUGCAGGACAGUCGAAACAAUUGAAGAGAAAGCAGUCAGUUAAAAUGAAUGAGAAGGUCACUCCUUCCAAGAAAAUGAAAAGUAAGAUGAAUUUUUGUGGUCAUGUCUGUUUUAUUUCUAAAAUUGUUUCAGUCUUAGAGAAUGGACAGACUUUGUCAUUGAAUAAUUCAUCAACACGUGCACGUGGUCAAGGAAAGUUUGUAGAUAAAGAAAGAAGAGUGCCUUUAGAGACUAAUGUGCUACAGCAGAAUGUGAUAUCUGAACAAAGCAGUUAUGUUGAAAAUGGAAGCCUGGAACAAAGGAAGGAAAUUGUGAGUGAUGAAGUUAAGAAUAAAAUUGAUUCGACUGGGACAGCUGCAAUACUGCAAAAGACAGCAUCCACAGAGAACAAUUUUGCAGCCCUAGCAGCGAACGUAGAACGAGAGGAGGAAAAGCAAAAUAAUUCGACAGUUGAGGAUGUCACAGCUGUGAACGUGCCUUUGUCGGAUAAGGUGGAUAGCGAAUCUACCAUAUCAUCAUGUUCUUAUUCUACGGCGGUAGAGCUUGACGGCUCAGCUGCUUUAGCUACAAAUGAGGAACCGAAAAGUCAUUCAAUGGACCAAGAAGAAAUUAUCUCUACGUCGCAACAGAAAACGGAAACAACAAGAGACAAAGAGUUGAAAAAUUUUGCCGAUGUUUGUAAAAAAUUUUUGAGCGUCUCUGAUUCUGAAAGUGUUGUGUUUCUCCCAGAAAUCGUAAAAGAAUAUUCUAGAAAGGAGUAUUUUUUUCCACUUAUUCAACAGGAACUUGCGGAAAUCGUACUGGAUCAUUUAGAGGAUGAGGAAAAAGUGCGCAGGAUAAAGAAACUUUAUGAGUCCAUUUACGUGGAGUUGAUUCGAGAAAGAGCUCAUCGAAUGUCCUCAUUACUGUCUUUGACUGCUGAAUUUCUGUACAUUAUUCGAGAAAAAUACAAACAUUCGUUUCAGGAUUUUUUCCAUAUGUCUAGGACUUCGGUUCUAGCGAACUUGAUUUCUCAAGGACCUUCAGGCUUUGUGAAGUUGCAACAUUUAUAUCAGCUGCUAUGCCUGGAAGAAAGUGAGAUGCAGUCGGUAGAUGCAAAGGCAUUUGCACUCGUUCAGUUCAACCAAGAUAUGAGAAUCCUUUCCUUCUCCUUCUACAGAGACGAUGCACUUGGCUUUCUGUUGGAUGUUGCAUCUAUUUUCCCAGAGUUUAUUCGUAAUAAUUUAGAAUUCUUUGAACUGCUCACAUUAGUAAUGAAAAAAGACAAUAUGAAAACAGCUCUCGAAUUAUUUCAAAAUGGUACUAUUCAAAUGUUUUCUUUCCAUUCUGGUGAGGUGAAAUAUUUUUAUGAAUUUCUGAAACGUUCUUUUGAAUGGGGAAGUUGUGAACGACAAACGUAUUUAUGGAAAUUGUUGUUGAAAGAUAUCUCGAUUCGCCUUCCAGAAGAGCAAAAGAAUCUCGCUUUCAAUCUAAUUCUAAAAAUAAGGACAGAGCUUUCUCUUCUAUCAUUAGACCAGAGUAGAGCUCUUUUGGAAGUUUUUUCUGACUGGAUAAUAUUGCAGAAACCCGAUCAACGAUUGUUAUUUAGUCUAUUUGAAUUGGGAGAACCAUUUUCAGAUAUGGUUUCCGAUAUUGUAUGCGCAUGGCUUGUCAAGUCCACGAGUCAUAAUGAACUUGUUCAUUUAUUCUUAAACUCCUUUAUAAGGCUGACGAAUCACAAUAAGAAUAAUUAUGUAUUUGUCAGUCGAGUAAGUGGAGUUUUACGUGCUUGUUGUAGGAGACUUCCAUUCUUUCAAUUUUUAAAUACGAAGGAGGGAAAGCCUCUUCUGGAAUGUUGUCAACAAAUGUUUCAAGGUGAAGAAAUCGUUGAUUAAAGAAUUGGCCAAUUCUCUUUUGUACAGUGAUGAAGAAAUUGUUUGUCUGAUUG
Galdieria sulphuraria is the source of this 3293-nucleotide messenger RNA. RefSeq lists its product as uncharacterized. The record is from RefSeq and is a predicted model, not a curated record. The transcript is spliced from 3 exons. NCBI's taxonomy places the organism in Eukaryota, Rhodophyta, Bangiophyceae, Galdieriales, Galdieriaceae. The coding region runs from base 7 to 3240 and encodes 1077 amino acids.